CGCGCGAGUCCAACCAUCCUGCCCACCAACCACCACCAUCACCCUCGGCCCACCCGACUUCCGCGCAGAUGACGUCGGACAGCCGCUACGCCUACCCGCCCCCGCCCGACGCCGCCCCUGCCUACGCCUACGCCCCUUAUCCGCCGCCCUACGCCCACGGCCAGUAUGCACAGGACAUGGCUCGUCCGCCCGUCCGCCCUGCGUCGUCCCAGGCCAGUCGGCGCAUCCACCCCCGCCACACGCCCCGCCGCCCUAUCAUGGCCCCCGGGCUACCCGGCGCACCCGCCGUAUGGCCCGCCUACAUACGGAGUCGCCCCGGCGCCCCCGGGCCCUUGGACGGGUGAGGGUUGGACUCAUCAUCCUCACUAUCCUCCGCCUCAUCCUCCAGGUCAAGAUCACCCUUACAGUUCUAAUGGCUCAAGGCCCGACCCGCCUGCAGAGGAGCACAGGCCCUAUCCACCCCCGCCCGCCCGUGGUGAAGAGCGGCCGCCCCGCCCUGCCGAAGCGCCGCCUCAAUCUAAAGUACGUAACGGACGAGAGAGCGAGCCCCCAGCGCCAGGGCCGUCGCGGUCGCCGCCGCUGGGCAUGGACUUUGGCAAGCUGAUAGAACAGUAUGGCAUCUUACUCGAGACCACCGCCUCCCUCACGCAUCCCAGCAACUCGCCGCGACUGAGCAUCCCCCAGGAGAUCAUGGAACGCAUGAUACAGGCAGGUGCGUUCGGGCUGCAGACACUGGAAGCUGCGAGCCGACGGGCCGCCCCGGCGAGCCUCCGCGCCCGCCGACGGGCGACCACGCCCAGGAGGAAGGCCAGAGUGAUGGAGACGACGCCAAGGCGCGACAGCCCGCGCCAUCUGGCGAAAAUGGAGAGGGUCAACGUGUCUGGGGUGCAAUGCCACCUCCACUCCGAGUGGCGCCGAGGGCCGAUGGGCCCCCGUACAUUAUGCAAUGCUUGUGGCUAGUGUAUGCAAAACUCGUCCGUUGCCGCGUUCCUCGACUCGGAUUGCUGUGUUGUCUGACAAUUGUUACCGUGCAGAUAAGAAACGCAACAGGGAUCCUCGCGGUCGCAGCGCCUACCUUAACCCCCAGCACGGCGGACAAAACGCCGCUAACUUCGUGGACGAGCCCGGCCACGCAUCCAGCGGCGGCAGCGACGACGAAGACUCGUACGGCUCGCAGGACCGUCGGAGCGACGGCGGAUACCACGGCGGACGGGAAUGACCGUUCACCGGGCG
Molecule: messenger RNA, 1233 nt
Organism: Fomitopsis serialis
Lineage: Eukaryota; Fungi; Basidiomycota; Agaricomycetes; Polyporales; Fomitopsidaceae
Exons: 4
Coding region: 166-960 (264 amino acids)
Source: RefSeq, a predicted model, not a curated record